AUUUAGGAAAAUAAUAUAUUUCUACUUAUGUUUAAUUUUAUAUUAUUUUAUUUUUUUCCGAGUUCAUUAUACUCGAGAUUAGGAAUCUUCAUUGUUAAAUGUGAAGUUAAAUACAAUUUGUUAAGAGUUUAAGAAAUUAUAUUUUUUAGGUCACAGAUUGAGUAUUAUAGCUAUAGCUGCUUAAUGAAUUAUUGAAAGUGCAUCUAACAUUUAAAAUAUGAAUUCACACUUUGGAGAUUUACAUAAAGCACUGGCAAAUGAACAGAGCAGCAAAAGUAUUUAUAAGGUCUUGUACAAUAUAAGGAAAGAAGUUGAAUGGCCUAAAAACAAAGAAAAUAUUAAGAAAAUACAUGAAGAAGGAACAAUUAUUUAUUUUAUAAAUAAUCUUCAAUCGUCUCAUAAACAUAUUGUUGAUUUGUGUCUCAGUAUAUUGGGAAACUUGUUUUUGGACAAAAAUUGUGCUGAAGAUGCAUUCCUGAAAUAUGAAGUGUUACCAGUUUUGAUAAAGGUCUUAAAACGUUAUGCCAAGGAGGAUAGUAUAAUUGGAAGAUCAUAUAAAGCAAUAGGCAAUCUAUGCCAACAACUAAAUGACUGUGCAAUUACAAUUGUUCAUGAAUCACCUAUUAUAAUACAAUUGUCUGAAGUAUUAGAAUCGUUUUCUAAUGAAGCAGAGGGUAACAAUUUAUAUUCUGAAGCUACAAUAACAAUGGCCAUAAGAGCAUUAAGAUGCUUUACCAAUUCGUCAACUGCGAGAAUCCUAACAGAAAGAUAUCAAAUUUUGUCAGCUAUAGGUGGCGUUCUUAUAAAAUUGUGUAAUGAGUGGACACAGAAUAAGACUCAUGAAAAACUUUUAGAAAAUAUAAUUGAUAUACUCUACGGUUUUUCUAAGUAUAACGAUUACAAAGUUAUAAAUGAAUUAAAAAAUACAAAGAAAGGAAAUGCAAUGGAGAAAUUGGCCGAUUUGUUAACUUUGAAUAAUAAAAAGAUAAUGAAAAUUAUUAUGAAUUUUAUUAAGAUUAGUAAACUUAAGUCUGAUCUCCCGGUACCAGAGAUUGUUAAUAAGUUUGUUGACGAAGUAUUUGGAAAGUAUAUUGAUCCAGAAAAUGGUGAGUUUACCACUGAGUCAUUUCAAUAUAUCGACUGCCUUUGUUUCCUUUUCGAACAUCCAGCUAACAGAAACGCUUAUCAGUGUGCCAAAUUGAUUCCUCUUUUAAUUAAAAUACUGGAAAAGUUAAAUUCCUUCAAUAGUUCAACGUCGGUGCUACAUGCAGCUAGCAUUCAUUUUCGGUGCUCUAUAUUGAUAGUUCAUACCUUAAACAAGUGUAAAUAUGAAGAGAACCUACUACAAGAACAGUUAAAAUGUAAUAUUAUAGAUAUUUUGAUAAAAAAACUACAGCUAUUAACCACAGAAGAUUUUCAUACGAAUCAUAAAAUAAUUAGUAGAAAAAAAAGGUCUCAAGAAUUAGAAGACGACCAAAAAGAGAGUAAUGGAAAAAGGAAAAAAAGACUUUGUAUGUAUUGCGGAGAAAUUUAUUCAAUGUCAAGGCUUCAUAAUUGCGUACUUUUGCCACUUCGACAGUAUUCGCCUGUAUCGUCUGGCUUCAGUGAUGAUGAACCAAAUAAUCGUUCUGCUUUUAGCAGAAGCCCCAGUCCUUGUUCAAGUUCCAGCAGUGGACUGUCUUGGCCUUCCUCUAACUCAAGAACUUCCUUAAACGUUGACACAUCCUUUUCCGAUUCAGACUAUUACUCUCCAGUUUGUAGUGAAGACGAAGAUUUAGAAUUUCCUGAGAGUUUUUCAAUGGAUUGUCUAGAAGUUCUGCCUGGGAGAUUUGAGAAGCAGGAGGAAGAUACAUUCGAUCAAUCAUCUAAGGAGGAUACAAAUGGGCUAGAAAAACGGUUGAUAUUAGCAAUAACAAAAUUAAUCAAUUCAUACGUGAAACUGAAACCUCCUGUAUCUCAACUAGGAUCUGAAGAUCUUCUUUUAGCAAUCAUCAAUGUAACAGAAUUUUGCUGCAUUGAUGACAAAAUUUUCAACAUAGACAACUUACUUGUUACGGUGAUAGCAAUUCUACAUUCCCAUGUAUAUUUAUUGCCGCUCAUGAAAACUUCAUUCAUUGAAAGAAUAAGCAAGCUGACCGAGUACAUUCACUCAAUAGAUUGCGAGAUCUGCUUCCAUUUUAAUUUGGUAGCAAAGGCCGUAUUAAGUGGAUUAACCGGAAUUGCAGAAAGCCCUGUUGGAAAGGGGAAUCUGGCUCAUGAAUUACUAAGAGGAAGUGAUGAAUUCCGGACGCAAUUGGUAUUAAGCAUUAUAUAUGUUGUAGAAAACAAGCCAAUCCUUUUUAAGCUACUCCUCAAUUGUGGAGGACUAAAUACCAUCAUGAGUGUUCUGCGAGGAGAUUCGAUUUUAUACAAGAACCAAUCCAUAAAAUGCAUUUCUAUUCUAGCUUGCAAACGAUUAAAGAUAAAAAAUCCCAAGUCGAUGGCUAUUAAAUUAGGAUUCGAUUUAAAAGAUCCAAUAAAACCGUCUGAAAACCCAGUUAAUAUUGUAACUUUCAAAUUAGAUGAUGGAAUUUGUAUCAAAGCUGAUAGAGAUUAUUUGACGAAUAAAUCAGAUUACUUUAAUAGGCUGCUUACAGGUCACUUCAAAGAAAGCAGCGAGGAUGAAAUAUACCUACAUAACGUAAAAUCGCAAACUUUGAAGUGUUUGCUAAAAAUAUUAACUUAUAAAGAUAUAUGGUACAAAGCUGAUAUUGACACUUUACUGGACGUCAUUGCAUUAAGUGAUGAAUAUUUAAUGAAUGACUUAAAUUGUUUUGUUACCAACUACGUAGAAAAACACAGAAUGAAUUAUAUUACAGUACCGACAAUUUACAGGUGGUCCUUAGAAUCCGGUUUGAACUUUCUCAGAGUAGAAUCGAUAGCUUAUGCACUUGUAGUUCAAAUUCCUGAUGUUGAUAGGUUUAAGAUGUUCGAUUCCCUAUUCGCUCUUGGGUAUUCAGAUGAAGUAGUAGAUGACAUUGAAAAGCUCCUUUUUAGAUACUUGAAUUCGUUUCAGAAAUAAUUUUGUGAUAUUACUUGUAAGAAUGAUAAUAUGGACUGAAAAUAAUAUAUUUAUAUGUCUAACUCUGAAUGUAUAAUUAAAUAAUCUGAGAUAGG
Molecule: messenger RNA, 3156 nt
Organism: Diabrotica balteata
Lineage: Eukaryota; Metazoa; Arthropoda; Insecta; Coleoptera; Chrysomelidae
Source: the annotation of a GenBank genome assembly